GUGUGCUGUUUGUUGUCUUUGUGUGGGACUGGAGCUUCAGCGCACUCUCGGUUCUCCCUGCUCCCCGAGUCCUCUCUAAAUCCCCCCCUUCAUCCAUUACCCUCCUCCCGCUCCUUCCCCUCUACCCUCCGCUCCCUCCGCUCCCCUUUACCCUCUACCCUCCCCCGGCCCGCCGACAGGUCCAGCUUUGUGACCAAAGACUCCCUUUUCCUAUCACAUUCAACUCAUUAACUCUAUAUAAGCCAUCAUAAUGGACUCUGGUGUGAUUGAAGGAGGACUCAACGUCACGCUGACCAUCAGACUACUCAUGCACAGCAAGGAAGUUGGAAGCAUAAUCGGCAAGAAAGGUGAAUCUGUGAAGAAAAUGAGAGAAGAGAGUGGUGCACGGAUCAACAUCUCCGAGGGGAACUGUCCAGAGAGAAUCAUCACUCUAGCAGGACCGACCACUGCCAUCUUUAAAGCCUUCUCCAUGAUCAUCGACAAACUCGAGGAGGACAUCAGCAGCUCCAUAUCUAACAGCCCGGGCUCCAGCAAACCCCCCGUCACCCUGCGCAUCGUCGUGCCGGCCAGCCAGUGCGGAUCCCUCAUUGGGAAAGGGGGCUGCAAGAUUAAAGAAAUCAGAGAGUUAACCGGUGCACAAGUGCAGGUUGCUGGAGACAUGCUGCCCAACUCCACAGAGCGAGCCAUAACCAUCGCCGGAACCAUACAGUCCAUCAUUGAGUGCGUCAAGCAGAUCUGUGUAGUGAUGCUGGAGUCUCCUCCAAAAGGUGUGACCAUUCCAUACAGACCCAAACCGUCGGGCUCGCCUGUGAUCUUCGCUGGAGGACAGGCAUAUGCCGUUCAAGGACAGCAUGCAAUCCCCCAGCCGGAUCUCACCAAACUUCACCAGCUAGCAAUGCAGCAGAGUCCCUUCCAGCAGAUUCCCAGCAACCAGGGUUUUACUACCACAAUGGAUGCUGCUGCACAAACUUCCCAUGAGAUGACCAUUCCAAAUGAUUUAAUCGGAUGCAUCAUUGGCCGCCAAGGAGCGAAAAUCAACGAGAUCAGGCAGAUGUCCGGAGCUCAGAUUAAGAUCGCCAAUCCUGUGGAGGGAUCCUCUGACCGGCAGGUCACCAUAACUGGAUCGGCUGCCAGCAUCAGCCUAGCGGAGUACCUCAUCAACGCCAGCAUCCCGUCCUCUAAACCCUCCUCCUCCUCCUCUUCCUCCUUCUACCUGAACCCCGAACAGACCCUCAGCUCCAGCCUGUACCCUCCCAUCUCUACUGCUACUGCUCCUGCUACCUCCACCUCCUCCUCUGUAUCCCCCUCUUCCUCCUCCUCCUCGUCCUGUGUGGUGACUCCUCCUCCCGUCUCUGCCAUUUCUCUGUCCUCCCUUUUGGUAUCGAGUCCUGGUCCUUCCUCCACCUCCUCUCCUCCUGCGUCUCUCUCCUCCUCCACCUCCUCCUCAGCCUCUGUCUCCAGUGUGCUCAGCAUCAAGCCCCUGCCCCUCCUGUCUCUCCAUGUCGUUAACGGCCUUUCUCACGAGCCUAAACUCAGUCCUGAUCUCGGCUCCAAGCCCAAGAAGCGCAGGCUCUCGCCGUAUUAGGAGAACAUUGCUCCUGAUUUCUCCUGGACUGAUAUAUAUUUAUCUG
Molecule: messenger RNA, 1631 nt
Organism: Astyanax mexicanus (Mexican tetra)
Lineage: Eukaryota; Metazoa; Chordata; Actinopteri; Characiformes; Acestrorhamphidae
Product: poly(rC)-binding protein 2
Exons: 13
Coding region: 251-1585 (444 amino acids)
Biological process (GO): regulation of RNA metabolic process; regulation of gene expression
Cellular component (GO): nucleoplasm; nucleus; cytoplasm
Molecular function (GO): mRNA binding; single-stranded DNA binding
Source: RefSeq, a predicted model, not a curated record